CAUAAUUGACGUCACUAGCUGAACUAGCGCAACCGUAUUGUUGGGAGUCUACUUGACAGAUGUCUUUAAUGUUUUUAUAAUCUAAACCCAAAAUGUCUACAGAUAGAAUGGUACACUGGAAAGACAUUUUGAAAAGGAGACUGGCAACUGCCAAGAAGGAUGAGAGGACUGAAGAGGAGAAGAAGACAGAGGAAACGGCAUUAUUCACUAAGUACUACACGGAAUGGAAGGGAGGAGGCAGCAAGGAGAGUUCCUACAGAAACAUACCGCGAUUUUACUACAGGCUUCCGGCAGAAGACGAGGUGUUGCUACAGAAGUUGAGGGAGGAGAGCAGAGCUGUGUUUCUGCAGAGGAAGAGCAGGGAGCUACUCGACAAUGAGGAGUUACAGAAUCUGUGGUUCCUGCUGGACAAGCACCAGGUUCCACCACUGUCUGGAGAGGAGGCCAUGAUCAGCUAUGACUGUUACCUGAAGGUUGGGGAGAUUGCCGGGGAGAAGUGCAAGCAGUUCUUCACAGCCAGAGUUUAUGCCAAGCUGCUCCACAACGACCCGUACGGACGCAUCUCCAUCAUGCAGUUCUUUAACUAUGUCAUGAGGAAAGUGUGGCUGCACCAGACAAGAAUAGGGCUGAGUUUGUACGACGUGGCAGGACAGGGCUACCUGCGAGAGUCUGACCUGGAAAACUACAUUUUGGAGUUGAUUCCCACACUGCCCCAGCUAGACGGCCUGGAGAAGUCUUUUUACUCUUUCUAUGUAUGCACCGCCGUACGCAAGUUCUUCUUCUUCCUCGACCCACUGAGGACCGGAAAGAUUAAGAUCCAGGACAUUUUAGCCUGCAGUUUUCUGGAUGACCUUCUGGAGUUAAGAGAUGAGGAGCUGUCAAAGGAGAGCCAGGAAUCUAACUGGUUCUCAGCCCCUUCUGCCCUGAGGGUUUAUGGACAGUACUUAAACCUGGACAAGGACCAUAACGGCAUGUUGAGUAAGGAAGAGCUGUCUCGCUACGGUACAGGCACGCUGACCGGUGUCUUCCUAGAUCGGGUAUACCAGGAGUGCCUCACAUAUGAUGGAGAAAUGGACUAUAAAACGUACCUGGACUUUGUUCUGGCUCUGGAGAACAGGAAGGAGCCGGCUGCGCUGCAGUACAUCUUCAAGCUGCUGGAUAUGGAGAACAAAGGCUACCUCAAUGUUUUUGCUCUCAACUACUUCUUUAGGGCCAUCCAGGAGCAGAUGAAGAUACAUGCUCAGGAACCUGUGACAUUCCAGGACGUCAAGGAUGAGAUAUUUGACAUGGUGAAACCCAGGGAUCCGUACAAGAUCACCCUGCAGGACCUGGUGAGCAGCAGCCAGGGAGACACCGUCACUAGCAUCCUCAUAGACCUCAACGGCUUCUGGACCUACGAGAACAGGGAGGUGCUGGUCGUCAAUGACAGCGACAGCAACAACUCUGACAUGGACGAGACUUGAUAUCAAUAACGCCCGACUGCAAGGGCCUGAUCUAAACCAGGAAGAGGACGUGCAAGGGCCUAUUCUGAACCAGGAAGAGGACGUGCAAGGGCCUAUUCUGAACCAGGAAGAGGACGUGCAAGGGCCUAUUCUGAACCAGGAAGAGGAUGUGUUACGGGAGACCAUUCCUCUCCACCCUCUCUUGUUGCUGCAGAGGGAAUAUAGAGACUUUGCAACACAGUUUGAUUAAAUGUCUUUAUGUACAGUAUAUAUAUAUAUACACUCAUCUCACAUAUUUUAUACCAAUGUUGUAAUAAAAAUCAUUUCUACCAAUAGAAAAGGUAUUUUGCAAUCCCUGUGAUACAUUUCUAUAUUUUUUUUGCAUUGAUCUGACUUCCCUAUAUUUUUUUGCAUUGAUCUGACUUCCCUAAGUAGGUAGAGGAAUCAUACAGAGUAUAUCGAUAACAGUACUUUUACAAGCCCAGACAACAGGACUACAGUGUCCUGGUUCAUCUAUCCAUUAACAUCAAUUCACAAGUAAAGUACAGGGGUUCUAGGUUAUCCCUAGCUCUGCUAACUCUGCUGCAUGACUCACCUUUCCAUUAGGACAUAUGGUGCUUGAGGAAAAGAUUCUCCUUUAUAAUUCAGUAACAUCGCAUAGUACUAUCUUUUUGAAAUGCCACCAAUAUCUCAAGUAUAUGCAGAGGAUUUUCACAAGGCCACAUACAGUAUUCCAUAUCUGACAACUGUUUACCCUUGAAGAAAAUACAUUGUCACGUACCUAAAUAAAAUAAAUUGGUAUUUUUCUAAAUCAGCAACUUAUUAGCAUCAAAGGACCAUCCACUGUGCUCAUUCACUGGCAAUUACUAGUUCCAUUGACACAGUGAUGUUCAUUGCACGCGCGCACACACACAUAUAUAUACACAAAUAGCUACAUUCAUGUUUUUGUGAUAAUUCAGCAACUAAAAAUAGCUGUUAUUUUGCAUACAUCUGCAUACUUGCAUCAUAUCUUCAUGGAUGUAACCAUAAAAAAUAGGAAUAUAAUUAGUAAGCCAUUUUAGGAAAAAAUAAAAA
Messenger RNA from Hypomesus transpacificus, 2516 nucleotides. It is a transcript of the gene ppp2r3c, whose product is annotated as protein phosphatase 2, regulatory subunit B'', gamma. The record is from RefSeq and is a predicted model, not a curated record. The transcript is spliced from 13 exons. Gene Ontology annotation, biological process: positive regulation of B cell differentiation; regulation of dephosphorylation; B cell homeostasis. Bases 93 to 1463 code for a protein of 456 amino acids. Gene Ontology annotation, cellular component: centrosome; spindle. Lineage: Eukaryota; Metazoa; Chordata; Actinopteri; Osmeriformes; Osmeridae.